UGCACACCUCCGCCCUCGUCGACUCAGCUUCCCUCCCCAUUCUCUCCACGAAGCAGACGGCGACGUUCUCCUCCCCCCCUUCCUUACGCAAUGUCUGAAUCCUCAGUUUCCGGCCAGGGCAUCGUCACUCGCCCGCUCCUAAUCCAAUCCGGCUCCAUUAGAAUUUCCAUUCCGGUCUCCACUGAGGCGGACGAGUGGACUGCUGCAGAAGUCCUAAGAGAUGAAUUCACGCACGUUCAGACGACAGACGACUCCAUAGACACCACUUCCCAGCUCGAAAAUGCGACCGAAGCGAGCGUAGAGCUCUUCUCACGCUUCUUGGGCUUCACCGCUGGAAAACUAGACCAGGACGCGCAGUCCGCGGCGGCGCGUAUCUCCAUUCUCCACAAAGCACUCAAGUACUUUACCGCGUCCUAUCUAGCUAGUCAAGACAUUCACGUAAUUGUCGCCGCGUUCGACACCGAGGUCCGCAAGACGGUCCUCGCUUCCUACUUCCAGGCACUCGCUGCCCUCGAGGCAAAGAACGUCUCCGAUAUACCUCGCGCGCCCUCGAGCGCCCUCCUUUCAGCGGCUACGCGGGGUCACGCGUCCAUCUACGCGCUCUUCGGAGGCCAGGGGACCAACGAGGUCUACUUCGACGAGCUUCAAACUCUCUAUGACACUUACAAGCCAUACGUUGCUGCCUUCCUCACUACUGUCACUUGCGAAGUACUCUCUCCCCUCGUUGAAGAGUCCGAGGAAGAGACCCUCUACACUCACGGCCUCGAUGUAGUCUCUUGGCUCACCGGCUCAUCUCCACGUCCUUCAGUCGCCUACCUCGCCUCCAUACCCGUCUCGUUCCCCCUCAUCGCCCUAACUCAGCUCACGCAGUACUUGGUCGUAUGCCGUGUAGCUCAACUCACCCCUGGUGACCUUCGCUCCCGCUUGCAGGGUGCUACCGGCCACUCUCAGGGUCUCGUGUCCGCUUUGGUUGCGGCUGCAUCGACGUCCUUCGAGUCUUUCUACGAGAAUGCGGCAAAGGCCCUAAGAUGGUCGUUCUACUCUGGUCUUCGUGGACAACAAGCAUUCCCAGUCCUCGCCCUCGAGCCCAGCAUCGUGCAGGAUUCUAUCGAGGGUGGUGAGGGUAGCCCUACUCCCAUGCUGUCUAUCACCGGUCUUUCCCUCAAGGACCUUGAGGGUCACAUCGCGAAGACGAACAAGCACCUCCCUGACAACUCGAAGAUCGGCGUGUCACUCAACAACGGCCCGAAGGCUUUCGUCGUGACCGGACCCCCUCGUGCUCUCUAUGGUCUCGUCACCAGUCUUCGGAAGAUCCGCGCCCCCAGUGGACUCGACCAAAGCAAGAUACCCUUCUCGCAGCGUAAGCCCGUCUUCUCCGUCCGUUUUCUGGUGGUCGGCGUGCCGUACCACAGCAAGUACCUCGAGGCUGUUACCGACGAAGUCUUGGAGGAUCUUGAGAGCAAGGAGUUAUGGACGAAGGAGGACCUCGGUAUCCCAGUGUUCCACACAGAGGAUGGCUCCGAUCUGCGCUCCGUGUCCGGUUCUCUGACUCGCUCUCUGUGCGAGCAGAUCUUCACUCAAGCCAUCCACUGGUCCAAGGCGACGAACUUCCCCGAGACCGCUACACACGCUGUUGACUUCGGUCCCGGCGGACUCAGUGGUAUUGGUCCGCUCACCUCCCGCAACAUGGAAGGUCGCGGUGUCCGCGUUGUCGUUGUUGGUGACAAGGCCAAGGGUCCUGCCGAGCUUUUCGACGCUCAGAACAUCAAGACUGAGCAGUGGUGGGUCAAGAAGUUCUCUCCGAGCCUCGUCAAGACGAGCGACGGUACCAUCCAUAUUGACACUCCGUUCUCCCGUCUCCUCGGCAAACCGCCAAUCAUGGUAGCGGGCAUGACGCCCACGACUGUCAAAGCUGGUUUCGUCAGCGCUGUUCUCGACGCUGGGUUCCAUAUCGAGCUUGCGGGUGGUGGUCAUUACAACGCCUCUGCUCUACGCUCGAAGGUCGCCGAGAUCCAGGCCAAGAUCCCUGCCGGUGUCGGUAUCACCCUCAACGCGCUAUAUAUCAACCCUCGCCAGUUCGGCUUCCAGUUCCCGCUUUGGCAGGAGAUGCGUCGUGAGGGCCUCCCUAUCGAGGGUUUCUGUGUUGCGGCCGGUAUUCCCAGCACGGAGAAGGCGGCUGAGAUCAUCGGCGCUCUUCGCAACGCUGGCAUCAAGCACGUCUCCUUCAAGCCAGGUUCAGUCGAUGGCAUUCGCCAGGUCGUGAACAUCGCUGCUGCGAACCCCGACUUUCCUAUCAUCAUGCAGUGGACAGGUGGUCGUGCCGGAGGUCACCACUCUUGCGAGGACUUCCAUCAGCCAAUCAUCUCCACGUACGGCGCAAUCCGCCAACACCCCAACCUCAUUCUUGUCGGUGGCUCUGGCUUCGGUGGUGCUGACGACCUCUGGCCGUAUCUCACUGGUGACUGGUCUGUUGAGAGGUACGGACUCCAGCCCAUGCCCUUCGACGGCUUCCUCUUCGCCAGUCGUGUCAUGGUUGCCAAGGAGGCGCACACCAGUUCUUCGGUCAAGGACCUCAUUGUUGCCGCGUCCGGUGUCGACGAUGCGCAGUGGGAGGGCACCUACGCGAAGGAGACUGGCGGUAUCCUCACAGUCCGCUCGGAGCUCGGCGAGCCCAUACACAAGAUCGCUACUCGUGCUGUCAAGCUUUGGAAGGAGUUCGACGACACUGUCUUCAAGCUGCCCAAGGAGAAGCGCCUUGCUUGGGUCACUGAGCGCCGCUCGGAGAUCAUCAGCAAGCUCAACCGCGACUUCGCAAAGCCUUGGUUCGGCUGGAAAAAGGACGGCACAGUUGUUGAGGACAUUGCGGACAUGACAUACGAGGAGGUCGUUCUCCGUAUGGUUCGCCUGAUGUACGUCUCGCACCAAGAGCGCUGGAUCGACUUGUCCCUCCGCAACCUCACCGGUGAUUGGCUCCGUCGUGUCGAGGAGCGUUUCGCUGGUCUCAACAACGGCCAGAAGGCGUCCAUCUUGCAGUCGUACUCUGCGCUCGACAAGCCGACGGACUUCAUCGAGAAGUUCUUCAAGGAGUAUCCGGCUGCGACUGAGCAGAUCCUCGCCGCCGAGGACAGGGCCUACUUCCUCGCUAUCUCCCAGCGCCCUGGCCAGAAGCCCGCGCCCUUCAUCCCUGUGCUCGACGCGAAUUUCGAGGUGUGGUUCAAGAAGGACUCGCUUUGGGCUGCGGAGGACAUCGACGCGGUCUUCGACCAAGAUCCUCAGCGUGUUUGCAUUCUCCAGGGCCCCGUCGCGGUCAAGCAUUCGAAGCUCAAGGAUGAGCCCAUCAAGGACCUCCUCGGCAACAUUACUACGCUUCUCGUCGACAGGCUCGUCGAGCGUCUGUACAACGGCGACAAGUCGAAGAUCCCGACCGUUGAGUACCUCAGCCCCUCUCCUCGCUCUGUGCGUUCCACCGUCGUCCCCUCUGUGUCCGGCAACACUGCGACCUAUGUUAUCGGCGAGUCUGUGCCCGAGACUUCUGCUUGGCUUGAGACUAUCGCUGGUCCUGAGCUCGGCUGGGCCCGUGCUCUCCUCACCUCGACGACCAUUGUUCAGGGCACCGCUUACAUCGACAACCCGCUCCGCCGGCUCUUUGCUCCUCGUCGUGGCCAGAAGGUCAUCGUGGAGUCCGACGGUGCUCGGCCCAUCAAGAUCACCCUCUAUGGCGCUGCGCGUUCGUUAGGCACACACGACCCCUCGUUCAAGGCUGUUGAGACUGUCUUCGACGCGUCGACCUCCACCAUCAACGUCACCAUCUUCGAAGAGCGUAGCGGGAGUGCUGUUCCCCUCCACCUCCGCUACCUCUACAAGCCCGCCAUGGGUUUCGCGCCCAUACACGAGAUCGCGGAGGACAGGAACAAGCGCAUCAAGGAGUUCUACUGGAAACUCUGGUUCGGUGACAACGAGGUCCUUCCUGAGAUCAAUGUCCGCGACGUCUACACUGGUCCCGAGGUCACCAUCGACGAGGAUGAUAUCGAGACCUUCUGCGCUGUCGUGGGGAACCAGGGCGAGGCGUUCAAGUCCGUCCGCAACGAGACGCCUCUUGCUCCCAUGGACUUUGCCAUAGUCACUGGUUGGCAGGCUAUCAUGAAGGCGAUCUUCCCCGCGUCCAUCGACGGAGAUCUCCUCAAGCUCGUCCAUCUUUCCAACGGAUUCCGCCUCCUUGGGGGCGCCAAGUUGCUCAAGGCCGGCGAUGUUUGCAAGGCUGAGGCUCGCAUCGUUGGUGUCUCGAACAGCGACGCAGGGAAAACUGUCAAGGUCAAGGGCUUCGUGACACGCGACAACGAACGCGUCAUCGAGGUCGUUUCUUCCUUCCUCUAUCGUGGUCGCUUCAAUGACUACGAGAACACGUUCGAGGUGACCGAAGAGCCGGACUACCUUGUCGAGCUCCCCACGGAAGCGUCUGUUGGCGUCCUUCAGUCGAAGGAGUGGUUCGAUUGGGACGACGAGACCAAGCCCCUCCAGGCCGGUACUAGCCUGAUCUUCCGUGUCCGUUCGGAGGUGACCUACCGCAACAAGACCUGCUUCAAGGUUGUCAACGUGUCGGGCGAGGUCUAUGUCCGAGACCAGAUCAAGCGCCUUGUCAAGGUCGGCUCUGUCGACUUCCUUCAGGAUGACUCCCGCGGAAACCCGGUCGUCGAGUACCUCAAGCGCCACGGCGCGCCCCAAGGCCUCGUUAGUCCCCUCUCGAACGAGGGCUACACCUUGACACAGAGCACAAGUGCGGCUUUCAACUCUCCUGCGAGCAAUGAGCCGUACUCGAAGAUCUCCGGCGACUUCAACCCCAUCCACGUUAACCCCUACUUCUCCGACUACGCUGCUCUCCCAGGAACAAUCACCCAUGGCAUGUGGUCUAGCGCUGCUACUCGCCGCUACGUCGAGAACGUCGUCGCGCAAGGCCGACCGGACCGUGUCGUCGCUUACGAUGUCUCUUUCGUCGGCAUGAUUCUUCCCCGUGACGAACUCCACGUCAAGAUCAAGCACAUCGGCAUGCGCGAUGGCAAUCUUGUUGUCAAUGUUGAGACGUCGAACGACCGCGGCGAGAAAGUGCUCGUGGGGACUGCUGAGGUUGCUCAACCAACCACUGUCUAUGUCUUCACCGGUCAAGGCUCUCAGGAGCCCGGUAUGGGUAUGGAGUUGUACAACACCUCUCCAGCGGCGCGCUCGGUCUGGGAGGCCGCUGAUGCUCACUUGACCGCGGUUUAUGGCUUCUCGAUUGUCGAGAUCGUCAAGAACAACCCGAAGGAGAAGACCAUCCACUUUGGUGGUAUCAAGGGUCAAGCGAUUCGUCAGCGGUACAUGGACAUGACCUACGACACGAUGGACAAAGAAGGCAACGUCAAGACGCUUCCGCUCUUCGGGGACAUCAACGUCCGUACCCAACGCUACACCUUCAGUCACCCCAACGGUCUGCUUUUCGCUACCCAAUUCGCUCAGAUUGCUCUCGUGGUGACGGAGCGUGCCGCAUUCGAAGACAUGCGCUCCAAGGGGCUCGUGCAGAAGGACUCCGCGUUCGCCGGCCACUCGCUGGGCGAGUACUCUGCGCUCGCUUCGAUUGCCGACGUCCUCCCCAUCUCCUCCCUCGUCGAUGUCGUCUUCUACCGUGGUAUCACCAUGCAACGCGCCGUCGAGCGUGAUGCUGAGAACCGCUCCAACUACGCUAUGUGUGCCGUCAACCCGAGCCGUAUCUCGAAGACUUUCAACGAUGCGGCCCUUCGUGAGGUCGUCGACAAUAUCGCGUCGCGCACCGGUUGUCUCCUUGAGAUCGUAAACUUCAAUGUCGAGGGUCAACAAUACGUCUGUGCUGGAGAGCUCAUCGCACUUCAGACCUUGACCAAUGUCCUGAACUACCUGAAGAUGGAGAAGAUUGACAUUUCCAAGUUGACCGAGAAGUUCACCGUUGAUCAAGUGAAGGAGAUGCUCGGCGAGAUUGUCAACUCUUGCUACGCGAAGGCGAAGGAGCAGCAGGCGAAGGAGGGAUACAUCACCCUCGAGCGUGGCUUUGCGACUAUCCCACUUGCUGGCAUUGAUGUACCUUUCCACUCUCGCUACCUCUGGGCCGGUGUCAUGCCUUUCCGUGCAUAUCUCUCCAAGAAAAUCAACGCGGCCCACCUCAACCCCGACACUCUUGUCGGCAAAUACGUGCCCAACCUCGUGGCCAAGCCCUUCGAAGUUUCGAAGGAGUACGCGCAGUUGAUCUACGACCAGACCCUCUCGCCCCGCCUCGACAAGGUCCUGCGCAAGUGGGAUCAGGAGAACUGGGGCUCCGCGGAGCAGCGCCAGAAGCUCGCAUACGUGAUCCUCGUCGAGCUUCUCGCCUACCAGUUCGCUUCCCCCGUGCGCUGGAUUGAGACCCAGGACAUACUUUUCGCUCAUUACCGCUUUGAGAGGUUCAUCGAGAUCGGUCCCUCACCGACCCUCACGGGAAUGGCAACGCGUACUUUGAAGGCCAAGUACGAGGCCCAGGACGACUCCGUCACCCACCGCCGCGCGAUCUUGUGUCACGCUAAACAUGCUAAGGAGGUCUACUACCAGUUCGAGGACGAACCCGAAGCAGAUGCUCCUGCUUCAGAGGCGGCUGCUGACACUGCUACUCCCGCUCCGGUCGCUGCCGCCGCUCCGGUUGCGGCUGCUCCCACUGCCGCGGCUGCUAGCAUUGAGGACGUGCCGCUCAAGGCGGUCGAUGUUCUCGUCGCCAUCAUUGCUCAGAAGCUCAAGAAGAAGGUCGAUGAGGUCCCCCUUUCCAAGAGCAUCAAGGACCUCGUAGGUGGGAAGUCUACGAUGCAGAACGAGAUUCUCGGCGACCUCCAGCUCGAGUUCUCUUCCGCCCCGGAGAAGGGUGAGGAGUUGCCGCUUGAGGAGCUUGGGUCUGCCCUUGGUGUCGGCUUCGGCGGGUCCUUGGGCAAGUACACGUCUGGCCUUGUCUCGCGUCUCAUAGGUGCCAAGAUGCCCGGUGGCUUCAACCUCUCCGCCAUAAAGGCCUACCUGUCCAAAACCUGGGGUCUCGGUCCUUCUCGUGCUGACGGUGUGCUCCUUCUUGCGGCGACCACGGAACCGGCCAAACGUCUUGGUUCUGAGGCGGAGGCGAAGUCGUGGUUGGAUGGUGUUGUUUCUGUUUACGCUCAGCGCGCUGGCAUUUCGCUUUCUUCCGGUGCUGCUGCAGGCGGUGUGGGUGGAGGCGGCGGAGCGGUGAUCAACAGCGAGGAGUUCCUUAAGUUCCAAUCGGAUCAGGAGCGCUUCGCUGCUCAGCAAGUCGACCUCUGGAUGCGCUACCUCAAGCGCGACGUUCGCGCCGGCGAGAUCAAGUAUGACACCGAGAAGGCCAACACCGAGCGGCUGCAGUCGCGCCUGGACGCUAUCGCCCGAGAGCACGGGGACACUUACAUUGACGGCAUUCAGCCUGUCUUCGAUGCCUUGAAAGCACGACACUUCGACUCGUCUUGGAACUGGGUUCGUCAGGACGCCCUGCUCAUGUUCUACGACAUCGUGUUCGGCCGCCUCACUACCGUCGAUCGUGAAAUCACUGCCCGCUGCAUUGCCAUCAUGAAUCGUGUGGACGCCGACUUGAUCACGUACAUGCAAUACUACAUCGACCAAUGUGACCCGGAACGUGGCGAGACCUACAAGCUCGCGAAGCAGUUCGGCCAGCAGCUCAUUGACAAUUGUCGCGAGGUCGUUGACAAGCCCCCUUUGUACAAAGAUGUCACCUUCCCCACCGCUCCUCACACUGAGGUUACGGAGAAGGGCGAGAUCAUCUACAAGGAGGUCGUCCGCGAGAACGUCAGGAAGCUCGAAGCCUACGUUGAGGAAAUGGCAAGUCCCGAUGCUGUCGUCACUCCAACCAACAUCCAGAAGAUCCAGGAGGAUGUCCUGAAACUGUGGAAUGUCGUGAAGUCACAGCCGGAAAUCAGCGAGGAACAGAAAAACCGCAUCAAGGCCCUCUACGAAGGCGUUGUUCGGUCGCUCCGCAAGCGUCCCGAGUCUCGCACUCGCCACAGCGGUCCUCGCAGCCGUCGCUCUUCCUCUCAAUUCCUGCGUCCCCAAAUCUCCGGUAUCACGUCCGUAACUGCCGACAAAGUUCCUCUCCUCCAUCUCAAGCGUAAGGUUGGUACUACCUGGGAGUACAGUAGCAACUUGACUGGGGUCUACCUCGACAUUCUUCACGAGAUCGCAACCUCGGGCACGUCGUUCAAGGACAAGAACGCCCUGCUCACUGGUGUUGGCAAGGGUUCUAUCGGCGUCGAGAUUCUGAAGGGUCUUCUCUCAGGUGGAGCUCACGUCGUCGUCACCACGUCGCGUUACAGCCGUGCGACUGUUGAGUACUACCAGGGCAUUUUCCAGCGCUUCGGCAGCAAGGGUUCCGCCUUGACCGUCGUUCCUUUCAAUCAAGGUUCGAAGCAAGAUGUCGAGGCCCUCAUCGAUUAUAUCUAUCAGAACCUCAGCCUCGAUCUUGACUAUAUUUUGCCUUUCGCCGCAGUUCCAGAGAACGGGCGUGAAAUCGACGGUCUUGACGACAAGUCUGAGCUCGCCCACCGCAUCAUGCUGGUCAAUCUCCUCCGCCUCCUCGGUGCCGUCAAGAACAAGAAGGCCAGUCGUCACAUCGUCACCCGCCCGACUCAAGUCAUCCUUCCCCUCUCCCCCAACCAUGGAUUGUUCGGAAACGAUGGUCUCUACUCGGAGUCGAAGAUCUCUCUCGAGACCCUUUUCAAUCGCUGGAACAGCGAGAGCUGGGGAGAGUACCUCUGUCUCGCCGGUGCUGUCAUUGGCUGGACCCGUGGUACUGGCCUUAUGGAGGCGACGAACACCGUUGCUGCUGAACUCGAGGGCCACGGUGUCCGCACCUUCUCCGCGAAGGAGAUGGCCUUCAACAUCCUUGGCCUGAUGCAUCCGCUCCUUUUCAGCAUCACCCAGGUCGAGCCUAUUUGGGCCGACUUGAACGGCGGUAUGGACCGUCUUCCUGACCUUGCCGAGAUCACCGUUCGCAUUCGUGCGGAUCUCCAGAAGAAGAGCGACCUCCGCCGUGCUAUUGCCCGCGAUAAUGCUGCCGACUUCAAGACUAUCAAUGGUGUCGAGGCUGAGCGCGUUCUGCAGACUGUCAAUGUCACUCCCCGCGCCAAUUUCCAGUUCAGCUUCCCCACUCUCGAGUCCUCUGAGUCGCUGUCCCAGCUCUCUCAGCUCCGCGGAAUGUUGGACUUGGAGAAGGUCAUUGUGGUCACUGGCUUUGCUGAGGUUGGCCCGUGGGGUAGCUCACGUACCCGCUGGGAAAUGGAGGCUCGGGGCGAGCUUACGAUCGAGGGAUGCAUCGAAAUGGCCUGGAUGAUGGGCUACAUCAAACACUACGACGGACGCAUCAAGGAUGGUUCUCUCUACGUUGGCUGGGUCGAUGCCAAAUCCGGCGAGCCCGUCGACGACAAGGAUGUUCGUGGCCGUUACGAGAAGGACAUUCUCGCUCACGCUGGCGUGCGCCUCAUCGAACCCGAGCUAUUCCGAGGUUACGACCCGAAGAAAAAGGUGUUCAACCAGGAGAUCGAGCUCCUCCAUGACCUCGAGGCAUUCGAAGCGUCUCAGGUGGAUGCUGAGAAGUUCAAGUACGAGCAUGGUGACAAGUGCGAUAUAUGGGCCGGCGAAGGAGGUCAGUGGUUCGUCAAGUUCAAGAAGGGCGCGAGGAUCUUCGUUCCGAAGGCGUUCAAGUUCAGUCGUACUGUUGCUGGUCAGAUUCCGACUGGUUGGGACGCCGGUCGCUAUGGUAUACCCGCCGACAUCAUCGCUCAAACCGAUCGCGCCACUCUUUGGGCACUUGUUUGCGCUGCUGAGGCCCUCAACAUGUCCGGUAUCACUGACCCAUACGAGCUGUACAAGUACAUGCACCCGUCCGAAGUCGGCACUAGCAUCGGCAGUGGCAUGGGUGGUAUGGAGAGUUUGUCGCGCAUGUUCAAGGACCGCCGGGACGAGAAGGAAGUCCAGAACGACAUCUUGCAGGAGACCUUCAUCAACACAACUGCUGGCUGGGUCAACCUGCUGCUAUUGUCUUCUAGCGGUCCCAUCAAGAUUCCCGUCGGUGCUUGCGCCACUGCGCUGCAAUCGAUCGAGAUCGCAUGCGACACGCUUUUGUCGGGCAAGGCGAAGGUCAUGCUCGCAGGUGGUUUCGACGACCUGAGCGAGGAGGGUUCGUAUGAGUUUGCCAACAUGAAGGCAACCAGCAACGCAGAGACCGAGUUCGCCAUGGGUCGUGAGCCGACCGAAAUGUCCCGUCCCGCGACGACGACGCGCUCAGGAUUCAUGGAGGCUCAAGGAACUGGUGUCCAUGUCCUCAUGAGCGCGAAGACGGCGCUAGAGCUCGGUGCCCCAAUCCGUGGUAUCAUUGGCUUCACUUCGACCUCCACUGACAAGGCCGGCCGUUCUGUGCCAGCUCCCGGUCGCGGUGCGCUUUCCAUCGCACGUGAAGUGCAGUCGAAGCAUCCGCUCCCGAUCCUCGACAUCAGUUACCGUUCAAGGCAGCUCACAUACCGUCGGAAGCAGAUCGCGCAGUGGCUGGACAACGAGCGGCAACAGCUGCAAGAUGAGCUUGAGUUCCGCAAGAGCCGCGGUGACACUGUCGACGAGGAAUACGUCGCCAACCGCGUUGCCGACAUUGAGAAGGAGGCCGCUCGCCAGGAGAAGGACGCCAUCGCGACGUACGGCAUGCUCGAAGGCGUCGACCCUCGCAUCGCUCCAUUGCGCCGUGCACUCGCUGUUUGGGGUCUCACUGCGGAUGAUCUCGGUGUUCUGUCCAUCCACGGUACCAGCACUGGCGCGAACGAGAAGAACGAGACGCACAUCUGGAAUGACGUCUUCACCAAUCUCGGCCGAACGAACGGCAGCGCCGUGCCCAUCAUGGCACAGAAGAGCCUGUGCGGCCACUCGAAGGGUGGUUCCGCCGCAUGGCAACUCGCUGGUCUUCUCCAAAGCGUCGAGUCUGGUAUCAUUCCUGGCAACCGCAACGCGGAUAACAUUGAUGCGCUCUUCAAGCAACACCGUUACCUCAUCUUCCCUUCUCAGACGAUUCACACUGACGGCAUCCGUGCUGGCAUCAUGUCCUCCUUCGGUUUCGGGCAAGUCGGUGGUACCUGCAUGGUCAUCCACCCGAGAUACCUGCUUGCUGCGCUGGAGCCCUCGGUGUAUGAAGCAUACAAGGUCAAGAACCGUCGCCGUCAACGUCUGUGUUAUAAGGCGAUGAGUGAGAUGAUGACCUCGAACAACCUCGUCAAGGUCAAGGAUGCUCCGCCGUACAGCAAGGAGCUGGAGGGACCGGUGUUGCUCAACUCGUUGGCUCGGGCGUCAUACAAUCCGAAGACUGGCAGUUACGAAUUUGCUCCCAAGCAGGCCACAAAGCUCGAGGUCGACACGUCCAACGUCAAGGCCGUCUCCGAAGUGCUGGGUACCGUGUCCACCGCGGGUGUCGGCGUCGACCAGGAGCUCAUCUCCGCCGUGCCGUCCUGGAACCCGACAUUUGUUGAGCGCAACUUCACUGAUGCGGAGAUCGUCUACUGUCGUGCGCAGCCUUCUCCCGCGGCGUCCUUCGCUGCGCGCUGGGUUGGCAAGGAGGCCGUCUUCAAGUCGUUGGGUGUCGCGUCCAAGGGCGCAGCUGCUGCCAUGAAGGACAUCGAGAUUCUCCCCAAUGAGUCCGGUGUUCCGACGGUCAGCCUCCAUGGGGAUGCUAAGGCGGCUGCUGACGCCAAGGGCGUUUCGAAGGUCCACAUCUCUCUCAGCCAUUCUGAUACCACGGCUAUCGCUUUCGCUCAGGCUUCGUCAUGAGAACCAUCAUUCUCAUCACGUCACGUUUAGUGGACUUUGCACAGGUUUCAAUGUUGUCGUAGUAUUCGCAUAUCUGUACUAUGCUUACCGCAACUCACGUCUCUUCACGAUCAUGUAAUACUUCACGAAAUAGAUCCCUUUUACGUCUCUCGCUACACCCCGCAUGGAGUAGUUCAUGACGACGAGGGUGAGUACAGAUUGUGUUCAACGAUGUAUUCUGCUAUGCUACGUGGGACCAUCGAUUUCCAUGUCUCUUGGUGGCUAGCGAGCAUUUCGCGUACUUCGCUGCUGCUGUAAGUCCGCUCUUGCUCGCCAAUGUCGACGAAGGAUAUCCUAUUCGUGGGCAGAAUCUCUGAGACGAAUGCAGGAAGCUGACUCUCGACCUCCACUUCUUCCGCUGUCGAUAGACCCUUGCUGACACGCCGGGCACAUAUGAUACGUGAAUCGUUCUCAUCGGGGGAGAGGAAACGGCGUAAAGCGACGGUCAUGGCGUGCUCGUCCGCGUAGUAGCGAGGGGCGAAGAAGCGCACGAUGGUAUCCGUGCCCAUCAGAAAGGUCAACUUCGGAGAAGGGGGCUCUUCCGGAGGCGAAGAGAGCACGACGCCCGAGGGCUGUUGCUGUUGCAGAUCCGAGAUGCGUUGGCGGAGAAAGUCCAGCAGGAUGGCAGACUUGCCGACGAAGGUGGGCUCGUCGAUGAUCGCGACGGCGACGUUGGGGUCGUGCGUCUGUGCAGCAGGCUCGGAGGACGCGUUCGGGAGCUUGUGGGCUCUCGGACUUGAACGCGCGAGCUCGGCUGCGAGGAGGACCAUCAUCUCCGCGCGGUGCUCGUGCGUCGCGUCGCCCGGCUUGAGCUGCUUGUCGGCGUUGCGGACGGAGAGCAGAAGCAGUCGCGCAUCGAAGUCUUGCUGGCCCGCGGAGAGUGAUGCGUUUGGAGGAGGAGGGGUGGUGGCCAGCGCGAGAUGGG
Dichomitus squalens LYAD-421 SS1 is the source of this 12811-nucleotide messenger RNA. Its product is annotated as fatty acid synthase. Gene Ontology annotation, molecular function: 3-oxoacyl-[acyl-carrier-protein] synthase activity; fatty acid synthase activity; enoyl-[acyl-carrier-protein] reductase (NADH) activity. The transcript is spliced from 21 exons. Lineage: Eukaryota; Fungi; Basidiomycota; Agaricomycetes; Polyporales; Polyporaceae. The record is from RefSeq and is a predicted model, not a curated record. Gene Ontology annotation, cellular component: fatty acid synthase complex. Bases 91 to 11847 code for a protein of 3918 amino acids. Gene Ontology annotation, biological process: long-chain fatty acid biosynthetic process.